CGCAGCCCCGCCUGGUGCUGAGAACCAUCUUGUUUUCCACGCAGAUCCGAAGGGGCAGCACGCGUCUCCCGGGGCGCCCCGUCAUCUCCCCUGGGCCGCCGCAGGCUCGGUGAGCUGUUUUUUCCCUCCGGCCGGCAGGCUGGGCGCGCAGGGGCGCGGGCCCCCGCCCCGCGCGCUGUGGCACCAUGGGCACGGUGCUGUCCCUGUCCCCCAGCUACCGGAAGGCCACGCUGUUUGAGGAUGGCGCGGCCACCGUGGGCCACUACACGGCCGUGCAGAACAGCAAGAACGCCAAGGACAAGAACCUGAAGCGGCACUCCAUCAUCUCCGUGCUGCCUUGGAAGAGGAUCGUGGCCGUGUCGGCCAAGAAGAAGAAUUCCAAGAAGGUGCAGCCCAACAGCAGCUAUCAGAACAACAUCACGCACCUCAACAAUGAGAACCUGAAGAAGUCGCUGUCGUGCGCCAACCUGUCCACGUUCGCCCAGCCCCCACCGGCCCAGCCGCCUGCGCCCCCUGCUAGCCAGCUGUCGGGCUCCCAGACAGGGGUCUCCUCCUCCGUCAAGAAGGCCCCGCACCCUGCUGUCACCUCCGCGGGGACGCCCAAACGGGUCAUCGUUCAGGCGUCCACCAGUGAGCUGCUGCGCUGCCUGGGCGAGUUUCUCUGCCGCCGGUGCUACCGCCUGAAGCACCUGUCCCCUACGGACCCUGUGCUCUGGCUGCGCAGCGUGGACCGCUCUCUGCUGCUGCAGGGCUGGCAGGACCAGGGCUUCAUCACGCCGGCCAACGUGGUCUUCCUCUAUAUGCUGUGCAGGGAUGUCAUCUCCUCCGAGGUGGGCUCUGACCAUGAGCUCCAGGCGGUCCUGCUCACCUGCCUGUACCUCUCCUACUCGUACAUGGGCAAUGAGAUCUCCUACCCGCUCAAGCCCUUCCUGGUGGAGAGCUGCAAGGAGGCCUUUUGGGACCGCUGCCUCUCCGUCAUCAACCUCAUGAGCUCCAAGAUGCUGCAGAUCAACGCCGACCCACACUACUUCACACAGGUGUUCUCCGACCUGAAGAAUGAGAGUGGCCAGGAGGACAAGAAACGGCUCCUCCUAGGGCUGGAUCGGUGAGCCCUGUGGCCUGCGCCAUGGUCAAGGAUUCCAUUCAUUUUUAAAAAAUUUAUUAUUAAACCAAUCAGAUUUUGUGUACAGUAUGUGUCUAGCAAAGCCACCAAGGGCCUCUCCCUUCCCACCUUCUCUUCUGGGGAUUUUCUUUGGCCCUGCCAAGAAUUCUGGGCACUUCUGAACUCCCAACCGAACCGUGUGCAAAACCCAGAAGAUGUGUUCAGAGCCACCCUGGCCACCAACCUCUCACUCUGGGGAAUUCGAGGACUGACCUGCCCCUGCCACCUGUGCCCUUGCUGGACCCAGGGCAGGCGAAGCUGCCAUUGCUCCUGCUUGGGGUGCUGGAGAGGGGCCUUUGGUCAGUUGACCCAGGGAAGAAUCGGUAUUUCUGGCUGGGGACCCUUUCCUGGCUCCUAUUUUGGGCCGCCCACUGUCCCAGAGGGCCCUGGAACCGGCCACCCUGACUGAGCUGCUUGUGGGGUUGCCAGGCAAGAUGGCCGCUCCCCUCAGACAACCUCUUCAGCAUAGAAGAAGCUGGGCUGGUGCAAAGACUGUCCUGUCCUUUGACCAUGCUCGACCCUGGUUUGCUGUUUUUUUUCUGUUUUAGGGAGCAGGGCUUUCCUUUAGCGGAGAGGUGGAACUGCUCCCUGGCCCCCUGACCCCUCGCUCACCAGCUGUGUUGCAAGUGUAGGUUAAUGAGCUGGUUUGACUCAUUAAAUUCUUUCAUUUUGGGUCUCAGCUAAGGGAGUGGGGUUGAAGCUGGCGACAGACAGCUCCUUUCCUGGGUGAACUUGUCAUUUGAAUAAUGCCGCUUAGUCACCCUGGGGGAAGGCCAGAACAGCUGCAGGUGCCCUUUAUCAGCAGCCUGCCUCUGGGCGGGUGGAGGGUGCCGUUCCUGAGACUGAGAUGGGGCCCGCCUCGGCGCCAAGGCCCCUGGAUGGCGCACACGGCGUUUGUCCUGCAGAGCUGGGGGGCGGUGAUGUCGGGGGUCAGGGUGAUGUGGUAAUGAUGUACCCACCCCACCCCUGUUCAUUUAAAACUGUUGGCAAACAGUUGAGUUUCUUCUGAAGAUGAAGCCUUGCCCCUCGCCCCGCAAGGCCCAGUGAGACGGCUGCAUCUUCGGAGACGAUUGCCAGCAGCAGUGGAACUCCUGAUUGCCCUGGAAGCCUAUUCUACAACUGAUCAUUUGCAGCUGCUGGUUUGGGUUUCCACCUCACCCUUGUGACUGACGUGUACUUAUUUUUCUUUCUGAUUCUACCAGAUGGGUGGCUUGGGACUUGGGAGAAGAUCAAGAGAAGGGAAUGAGUCUUAUUCUCUGGCCCAUAGCUUCGGUUUUGGGGAAAACAAAGACCAAUGUGAAGAAGCUCCAGAGAAUUCCUUCUCUAGUCCCAUCUCACGGUGCUUGCUGGUAUGGGAGCCUGGGGGGUGGGGGUGGGGGUGGGGAGCAAGGGUCCUUUUACAUGGGAUUAGGUUCUCGGUGGCCACCAAUUUCAGCACAAGCACUACUGAAACUCACAUAAAGAAGAGAAAGCUGUGAAACUGAGGUUCCGGCCGGAGAGGCCCAGCUGUUCCCAGAUAAGGGGAAGAGGCCCCGCCGUGGCUGGAGAGCAUUUGCUCCCGCUGGGCCUGGAGGAGGCGCAGGAGCCGAAGCUGAGCCUGACCAUAGUCUGGCGCGGAGCUGGGAGGAAGCUACGGCUACUGGCACAGACCUCACUGCGGCGCCUCUUCUCGGCUCCAGUUGGCACACAGCUGGUCAGUUCAGACCCUGCUGCCACACGUGACUUGAGGUAGGAGGCCCGUGGGGGCUGCGGACCCCUCGGCGUGAGAGCGGGAGGUGCGGGUGCCGUCCUCAGAGGAGGGGCGCGUGUCCGUGGUCACGUGUUGGGCUGGUUGAACUCGGCCUGAAACUGCCGUUCAGUUGCAUCCAUAGGAUUCCAGUUUUGUGUGUUUCCUUCUCUUUCUCCAUAUUUAUUUUUUUAUUUUGUGGAGGAGGUGCAAAUUGCAGGAGUGGUCAGGGACUAAGGACACAACUCUUUAGUCCCAUCAGUGUGAAGCCUGUGGCGCCUCCUCCCUCCCCUCGCACUGGCCAUCAGUAUUGUGUAAAGGAACAACUGAUAUACUUGAGUGUGCAAGCAAUGAACCCAUUUGACAUGCUGCUAUGAAGACUACUUCUAGAACAAUUAAGAGAAAAAAAAAAAAAAGAAAAACUAACCUACAAAAAAAAACCCUUUAUUCUUUAAUUGUUGCUUUUACAGUGAUAUUGUGCAUGCAAACCAGGAGCAUUUUGUGUCUUAAGAAAAAUAAUCUUAGAACAGAUGGCUGUGAAAAUUACACCCGUGCACAGAACAUGUCACAGGAAUAUAGUUCAGGAUUUGGUUUUUCUCUUUUUCUUGUAAACCUGAAGGGUUGAUAUAUUCUUUCCUUGCAGUUACUAGAACUUAGUUUUGUUCCAACAGUUGUUAAACUUGCAAUGAAAAGAAAAUGUGCCAUUUUUUUCACUCAGAAUUAUUCAUAGCUGUAUAUUUGAAACUGCUAAUUACACAUGUGCAGUGUAUGUUGGUUUUUUAGUGCAAUUUCUUCUGUAGUUAUUCUUUGACCAAAUUGUGGGUAUUGUUAAUAUUAAUUUAUAUUUGUCUCAUUUUGUAUGUAUGUGUAGUGUGUUUGUAGGUAUGUGUGGUUUAUAAUCUGACAAGGUCAUGAAGCUCAGUUUGGCUGUAAUUUAAUUCCCUUUCCCUUAUUUUUAUUUAUUUUUGUACUGUGCUGAUUAAAUAAAAUGCACUGAC
This is a messenger RNA of Condylura cristata (star-nosed mole), 3886 nucleotides long. RefSeq names its product cyclin-dependent kinase 5, regulatory subunit 1 (p35) (gene CDK5R1). The coding region runs from base 186 to 1109 and encodes 307 amino acids. Gene Ontology annotation, molecular function: protein kinase binding; cyclin-dependent protein serine/threonine kinase activator activity. Gene Ontology annotation, cellular component: protein kinase 5 complex; cytoplasm. Lineage: Eukaryota; Metazoa; Chordata; Mammalia; Eulipotyphla; Talpidae. The transcript has a single exon. The record is from RefSeq and is a predicted model, not a curated record. Gene Ontology annotation, biological process: positive regulation of cyclin-dependent protein serine/threonine kinase activity; brain development; activation of protein kinase activity.